Molecule: messenger RNA, 2001 nt
Organism: Solanum lycopersicum (tomato)
Lineage: Eukaryota; Viridiplantae; Streptophyta; Magnoliopsida; Solanales; Solanaceae
Product: glucan endo-1,3-beta-glucosidase 8-like
Biological process (GO): carbohydrate metabolic process
Cellular component (GO): plasma membrane
Molecular function (GO): hydrolase activity, hydrolyzing O-glycosyl compounds
Source: RefSeq, a predicted model, not a curated record
UUUUCUAUGACAAAACUGAUCCCCUAAAAAAACAUUUAAAAAAAUUCACAUUUUUCUAUCUUUUAUCCAUGUAAAGGCAACCUCCUUUUUUGGGAUCUUCAAAUUUAAUUAGGAGAACCCGUAGAAAUUUAUUCUAGUUGCAAGAUCCGAAAGGAUUUAAUUGAAUUUCAGCGGUAAAUUAUAUCGCGGAAUUAAGGUAAAAAUAAAAACAAAUUGUUAAACAUCUUUGAAAAAAAAAAACAUUUUUAGCAAAAAUUGUUUUGGCAGAGUUACAUCAUCCUAAGGGGACUAAUUCAGCUUAAAUCUUUCGUCAGAAAAUCAUAUUGUAUUCCACAAGGUAAACACAAAAAAAUUACAAUUUUUUUAUACGUACAAAUUAUUGAUUCUUGAAAAAAGGCAAUUUUUAACCGUUGUUAUAUAGAUGUGACUCAAGAAUUGUUUCAUAUUACAGGUCGUAACAUUUUAAGUUUUUCUAUCAAAUUUUCUUAUUAAAAUUUGUGACAUCGCUCAAGAUGAGGGUAAUAAUUAUCAUAGGCAUAUGUUUGGUCAUGGCAACCCAAGUGAAUAGUUUUGUGGGCAUCACAUGGGGAAGGCAGCAAACACAACAAUUGGUUCCAUCUAUGGUUGUUGAUUUGCUUUUACAAAAUAAAAUUUCACAAUUGAGAUUAAUGACUUCAGGGUAUGAUAUUAUUGAAAUAUUUUCAGGCACUAAUAUUAGUGUUAGUGUUCUUAUGGGAAAUUCAUUUAUGUAUCAAGCAAAUAGGAAAGACCUUGCAUAUAAUUGGGUAAAUGAUAGAAUCAAGGAUCCAAUCAACAAAGGUGCAAACAUAGUGGAACUAACGGUGGGGUCCGAACCAUUUUCUAAUACGUUCUUAAAACAAGUAACGAACUACAAUGUGGUGCCCGUGUUAAAACUCAUGCGAGAAAGUCUCGAUGAGAUGGGUUUAGGGCAUGUUAGAACAACGACCGCACAUGGUAUGGAUGUAUUGAAUCACACAAAAGUUCCAUCGGAGUCGGACUUUCGCGAUGACAUAAAACCACAAAUGAUCGAAUCACUAGCGGAGUUCAAUCGAACCGGGGCUCCCUUUGUUCUCGUCAUGUUCCCAAUUCAUUUCGUUAAAGACGUAAUGAAUUACCCCAUAGAGUUUGCGUUCUUUGAUAAUAACAGCGGAUUUAAAAUCAAAGAUGGUAAUAUUACAUACACAAACGCCGUGGAGUUGAUGAUCGACUCCGUUGCGUGGGCAAUAAAAAAAGCAGGAUAUGAAAAUAUGAAAAUUAUGAUUGCUCAAAUUGGAUGGCCCACAGAUGGAUAUCCACAUGCAAAUGUUAAAAAUGCAGAGAGAUUUCACAAAGGGUUAUUGAAAUUUAUAACAUCAAAAAAAGGGACACCAAUGAAGCCAGGGCCAAUUGACAUAUAUCUACAUAGCUUGUGUGAUGAGAAUCAAUUUAACAAGAUUUUUGGUUUAUUUCAAAGACAUUGGGGUAUUUACCAGGCAGAUGGCAAUCCAAAGUACAAGAUUGAUUUAUCAUUACAGGGCCGUGACGUGUUACCUACUCAAGCUAAGGGCAUUGUGAAAAUGCCAAAUCGAUGGUGCAAGUUCAAUGGGGACACAACAAACAUGGAUUUGGUGAAUAAGAAUUAUGAUUUAGCAUGCCAAGUUUCAGAUUGUUCACAAUUGGAAAAAGGAGCUUCAUGUGAUGGACUAAGUUAUGCUUCCAAAGUUUCAUAUGCUAUGAAUGCAUUUUUCCAAAAAAACAAACAAGAAGUAAAAGAUUGUGAUUUUGAUGGUUUAGGUCAAAUUGUAGCAACAAAUCCCUCUGAGCCAAAUUGUGAGUUUCCCAUUGAGAUAUUGUCAUUCCAAGAUCAAAGGGUUCAAAAUGGUAUGGUUUUAAGAGUUUGAAGAACAAAAAAUAGAAAUGAAGUUGUAUUUCAUUUUGAGUUUAAGUAAUAUACAUUGUUAAUGUAAGUUAAAUCAUAUGAUUUUUUUGUCUGUUAUAACA